AUGGAAAACAGCCGGAAAAGGAGCUCAUCCGGCGACACAUUUUCCUUCCCGAGCACACCGGUCAACGAACAAGACCCGGAAGACUUCGAAUUCGGAUGCUUCACACCCGACUCGGCCUCGAGUGACCCCUGCAAGGACUCCCCAGCUGAUCAUUUGUUCUUCAACGGCAAACUCCUACCUCACGCCUUCCCUCUUCAACCGAGCAACAAUGGCAUGCUACUUGUUGUUGAUCACUCUCGUCAGACAAGCCGAACGAGCAGCAUUAGCAGCAAGGACUCGCUUUCGCUCAUGUCAUCAAGAAGCAACAGCACUAACAGUAGAAGCAGCACUAGCAGUUGCAGCAGCAGCGCGAGGACGAGUUCAAGUGACAAUUCUGAAAGAAAGUUCAUGUAUCAUCAUCACUACAGCAGAACGACGCCGUUUAGAUCGUCGGACAGGUACAAAACCGGAGGUGGUGCACAACUUUACGGGUCUUCUCAGAGAUGGCAAUUCAUAACACCUGUGCCGACUUUGAGCCGGGACACUUCAGUUAAGAAGAAGGUGGAGAUUGCUGCAGCUGGGAAAGGAAAACCCAACAAAGUGAAGAACAAGAGGAAGGUGAAGACGGUUGUUAAACGGCGCCGGAGGCUGUGCCGGAGGUUUUUCCGGUGGCUGGUUUCUGCCUGUAUAAAGUGUCACGCAAUGGAGCCAUCUAAGAAAAGUGAUGUUGAUCAUGUAAAAGAUGGGAAUCAUGUGAAGCUACAAUGACUUUUUGUGUAUCAAAUCAAAUUCAUGUAAUUUGUUUUUUUAAGUAAUUAGCAUUUUGGAGUUUGGUUUUGU
Messenger RNA from Argentina anserina (silverweed cinquefoil), 819 nucleotides. RefSeq lists its product as uncharacterized. The transcript has a single exon. Gene Ontology annotation, molecular function: kinase inhibitor activity. NCBI's taxonomy places the organism in Eukaryota, Viridiplantae, Streptophyta, Magnoliopsida, Rosales, Rosaceae. Bases 1 to 747 code for a protein of 248 amino acids. The record is from RefSeq and is a predicted model, not a curated record. Gene Ontology annotation, cellular component: plasma membrane.